Molecule: messenger RNA, 2177 nt
Organism: Aphanomyces astaci
Lineage: Eukaryota; Oomycota; Saprolegniomycetes; Saprolegniales; Verrucalvaceae
Exons: 2
Coding region: 30-2129 (699 amino acids)
Molecular function (GO): protein binding; metal ion binding
Source: RefSeq, a predicted model, not a curated record
AUUUGCUACAUCUGCGCAAUCAGGCCCGGAUGGCGAUGGCAAUGUCGAUGGGCACGAUGAACCAGGUGUUUGUGGAGGGAGCGGCGGAGGAAGCGCCGCGAAUCCUCCGGCAGGACCAGCUUAUGCUCCCGCACAUGUACGCUCCACUCAAGUCCACGUCGGCGUGCCACGAAUGCACCAAAGCGUUCACUACCUUCCGUCGCAAGUACAACUGCCAAAUGUGUGGGGAAGUAGUAUGCCGCAACUGCACCGUUGCGUACGUUGCCGAAGUGUCAAAAGACGUAAUCGACGCCAAGGUGUGCAUGUCGUGUGUGUCCAUCGUGGAAGCGGAGUACCACGCGUCCUUGUCAACGUCAGCGUCAUUUCGAUCAUCCCCUCAAAUCAGUCAGCUCCGAAACACGGCCCUGUCCGCGAGCUAUCGGUCGUCAUCUGGUAGUGUCGAUGUCGGGUCGUACUCUGUGGAAGCGCAACUGGACGAGCUGCGUACCGCGCGAUCGAUGCCCGCUUUCUCGCCGGCGCUGGAGGACUAUUCAUCCGACCUGAAUGCCUUGUCCGGCGUCAACUACCCCGUCCAACUUGUGACAGCCACGACCCCGUACGAGUACGCCCUCGACUACAGCUGGGCCAACCCUUGGCCCAAACCCCCCGUAGUGCCCAACGACGCCCAGCGCGUCCAAGUACUCCGCAGCUACCCCAUCCUCGACGAUGGGUCGGUCCAAAGUUAUGGAUUUGGCGCGAUUUGCGACUUUGCAGCCCAGGUGCUGCGCUGUCCCGUGGCGGUGGUGACUGUCAUCGACGAAAAGUACGUCCGGUUUCAGGCUAGCGUCGGGCUCGCCCAAGACAAAAUUCCCCGCAGCGUGGCGUUCUGCGCCCACGCGCUCGUCUCCAAAGAGCCGACGGUCGUGCUGGACACGACCGUGGACACCCGCUUUCUCGCCAACCCGAUGGUCACGGGCGCCGGCAUCCACUUUUACGCGAGCGCUCCCAUCUGCGCUCCCAGCGGACAUGUGUUGGGCACAGUGUGCGUGAUGGAUCAGUCGGCGCGCCCUCUCGGCGUCGACGUGAGCUUGCUCGAAGUGCUGGCCAACGUAGUCGUCAAGAAGCUUGAAGAUUCGGAGCGGCGGCGGCUCCCUAGCACGAGCAGCAUGCGAAGGUCUUCCGAGGACCGAGGGGCCUCAUCGUCGCAGGACGGCGGCAAAGGGACAGACAGUGGACAUCGGCGGAGGAGUACCAGCAGUAGCAGUUCCACCGUCACGCGGAGCCAUCGCACGUCGUCGAGUGACGUGGCGUCGUCGUCAACCACGAACCACCCUCCAUACCACCCCCCAUACCCCGAGGACUUGCACCGGGUGUCGAGCGUGGGCAGCUCCGUGGCCGCAGGCGGCGCCUCGCGAGAUAGCUCGAUGGGUCUGACCGACGGACCAAACAACAACCAACCGCCACAGCAGCAGCAGUUUUUUCUCGCCCCAAACGAAUUGAAGCCGCGCACGCAGUGGGUAUCCGACUCGAAGCGCCACGACUGCCAAGUGUGCAACCGGAAAUUUUCCAUGUUCCUUCGAAAACAUCAUUGCCGCGUGUGCGGCGAAGUCAUUUGCAAGAACUGCGCCAUGUCUACCAUGUUGGUCAAGCGCGACAAGAAGGUGCCGAUCACGGCAUGCUUGGACUGCCUGCGAUCUCGCACAACGGACGCCCCCCCCCUUCCCCCCAACAGCCACUCUACCCGCCGCCGCCGCCCCGUUGAUGAGGACACGAUAAUUCUGCAUCCCCAUGGAGGUUCGACGACUAGUCCCGAGGCACACAACACCCUUGAGGGCAGCAGCAAAUCGUCGCCCGUAGAUACCCCUGUCGCCACGCCUUGCGACCUAGUCGAGCCCGAACCUGCCGAGAUCAUUCCCGUCCUGCUCCGCUAUCAAGCAUACGACGUCGACACCAACUUGGCCAUGUACAGCAAUCACGAACUGGUCCUCGACUCGUCGUCCGCGGUUGCCCCCGUGGCCCGCGACUUUUCUCAGCAAGAGAUUCAGUCCAUGCUCGUGCGCCUGCUUUCUCAAAGCAACGACAUCCAGCAUCAGAUUGCCCAAGUGGCGCCGCCCCUGCCUGCUUCGUCCCGUCGAAGCGUUUCACGUUAAUUUAACACUGUGUUUAUCCGAUACGACGAGACUAUAUUCUUGGAUUGU